GUAACACGGAGGUGUGUUUAGAAGAAGCCAGUUUAGACAUGGCGAAAGAAGGAGCAGAUACAGCGGAGGAAACCGAGCAGAUGAUCGAGAAAAACGGAGCUAAAGAACCGGAGAUCUCCGUUACUGCGGCGGAUUCGAAAGAAAUGCGCGCUGUGCUUUUGACAGGAUUUGGAGGUCUGAACAAACUCAAAGUGACUAAGAAAACCAUGCCUGAACCACAAGAAGGAGAAGUCAAAAUCCGCGUAAAAGCAUGUGGGCUGAAUUUUCUGGACCUGAUGGUGCGUCAAGGAAAUAUUGAUAAUCCUCCUAAAACCCCUCUAGUGCCUGGAUUUGAAUGUUCUGGAAUAGUGGAAGCUGUAGGAGGAAAUACUAAGGGAUUUGAGAUUGGUGAUCGAGUGAUGGCCUUUACAAACUACAAUGCUUGGGCUGAAGUGGUCUGCACAUCCCAGGACUGGAUUUACAAGAUACCUGAUGAGAUGACUUUUUCUGAAGCAGCUGCGUUCUUCAUGAACUUUGUAGCUGCUUACAUGAUGCUGUUUGAAGUGGCAAAUCUCCGGGAGGGAAUGUCUGUACUGGUGCACUCAGCAGGAGGUGGAGUGGGUAAUGCUGUUGCUCAGCUGUGCUCCACUGUACCUAACGUUGUGGUGUUUGGCACAGCCUCUCCCUUCAAACACGAAGCAAUUCGGGACUCCGUCACUCAUCUGUUCGACCGAAACCUCGACUAUGUGACAGAAGUUCGAAAGAUCUCUCCAGAUGGAGUGGACAUUGUUUUGGAUUGCCUGUGUGGUGAGAACACAGGAAAAGGCUUGAGUCUACUGAAACCCCUCGGCACAUACAUCUUAUAUGGUUCAUCAAACAUGGUGACCGGAGAGACAAAAAGUUUCUUCACCUUUGCCAAAUCUUGGUGGCAGGUGGAGAAGGUUAAUCCCAUCAAACUCUAUGAAGAAAACAAAGUCAUGGCUGGAUUCUCGCUGCUUAACCUUCUCUUCAGGCAGGGAGGCUGCAGUCGAGUGAACGCCGCUGUCCACAAACUUCUGUCCCUCUACAGUGAGAAGAAGAUUAAACCGUUAGUGGAUUCUCUCUGGGCUCUUGAAGAGGUAAAGGAGGCCAUGCAGAGAAUCCAUGACAGAGGUAACAUAGGAAAGCUUAUUCUGGAUGUUGAAAAGGCUCCCACGCCUUUGAUGGCCAGUGACAGCACAGAGACCAGUGAGGCAGGUGAGGAAGAGGAGGAGCAUGAAGGGGACAAUGAUAACAAAGAGCGAAUGCCCUUCAUCCAGUAGAGCCGUUUUAACACCGGUCCAGUCAUGGACAACCUGUGAAACAAGAGACUGUGUCGGGAUAAGGUUUAUCUACGUUACCCUGUGCUAUUGUGAAGAGUAUGAUGUGUGAUGAGUUUGCGUCUAUUUCUGUCUGAUCUGCGCUGUGCUUAAAAAUUCUUGUUGCCAACUUGCUUUUCCAACUUAAGUGCCAAUUCUAGCAGUGUUGCAACGGUGCAGUGUUUCUUCUGACCUGUUAUCUGAGUAUCUGUGGUUGUGUUUGCAGGUUUUGUCAGAAAAGCAGAAAAACAUAUGUUUGUUAAAAAGUAUUCAUUAGUAUUGUAUUA
Molecule: messenger RNA, 1603 nt
Organism: Trichomycterus rosablanca
Lineage: Eukaryota; Metazoa; Chordata; Actinopteri; Siluriformes; Trichomycteridae
Gene: vat1l
Product: vesicle amine transport 1-like
Exons: 9
Coding region: 39-1280 (413 amino acids)
Molecular function (GO): zinc ion binding; oxidoreductase activity
Source: RefSeq, a predicted model, not a curated record